Molecule: messenger RNA, 1395 nt
Organism: Propithecus coquereli (Coquerel's sifaka)
Lineage: Eukaryota; Metazoa; Chordata; Mammalia; Primates; Indriidae
Gene: SPATA7
Product: spermatogenesis associated 7
Exons: 8
Coding region: 1-1395 (464 amino acids)
Biological process (GO): photoreceptor cell maintenance; microtubule cytoskeleton organization; protein localization to photoreceptor outer segment
Cellular component (GO): axoneme; ciliary basal body; photoreceptor distal connecting cilium
Source: RefSeq, a predicted model, not a curated record
AUGACCAGACAGGAAGAUGCAGACCAACAACGAAGAGAGAAACUCAAAAAGGAAUUAGCACGAUGUGAAAAAGAUUUCAGAUUAACUAAAACUGCAAUGCAAGCCAAUUCUAAAAAUAAUUCCGAGUCAUUUUUUAACACCCUACAAAAGGUUAGAGUCAGCAAACUUUUCCUGGACAAAGAAGUGAAUGGAUUUCAGUCCUUUGCACGGUCACUAGUACCUUCUUCAGAGAGACUAAAUCUGCCUAAAUCCAAUAAAGUCUUCAUGAUGAAUGGUACUGAGAAGAACUCCAGUUCCUCCCUGUCCAGCAUGGAUUAUACAGCCUCCGGAGCCAGGAAACCAUGUUCUGGAACCCCAUAUGGCAGAAGGCCCAGGAGCUCGUUCCCAAGUUCCCACCGGUUUCAGUUAGUCAUUUCAAAAGCACCCAGUGGAGAUCUUUUGGAUAAACAUUCUGAACUCUUUUCUAACAAACAAUUGCCAUUCACUCCCCGCACUUUAAAAACAGAAGCAAAAUCUUUCCUGUCACAGUAUCGAUAUUAUACACCUGCCAAAAGAAAAAAGGAUUUUACAGAUCAACGCACAGAAGCUGAAACCCAGACUGAAUUAAGCAGGACAGUCUGUCAGUAUUCCCUGCAUCCUCCUCCAAGGAGUAAAAUCUACUCUGAUGAAGAAGAACUAUUGUAUCUGAGUUUCAUUGAAGAUGUGACCAAUGAAAUUUUGAAACUUGGUUUAUUUUCAAACAGGGCAACUAUGUGUCCUGAAUCUAGCUUGAAUGUUUAUGUUAAAAUUCAUUGUCAGGCAAUAUUUGCCGAAAAAAUGCGCCACCUGCUGCACGUCCUAAAGGUUGACUUAGGCUGCACACCCGAGGAAAACGCAGUAAAGCUAAAUGAUGCUGAAGUGUUGAAUUUACUUGAUUUUGAAAAGCCUGGGAAUUCAGGAAAAAAAGAACUUAAAGAUGAGCAAGAAAUAGCAAUUCAACAGGAACGUCAAGAAUACAAAAAGGCUUUGGAUAUGUUAUUGUCUGUACCAAAGGAUGAGAACGAGAUUUGUUCUUCACCAAAUGAAUUUUUCAUGCCUGUCUAUAAAUCAAAGUGUUCAGAAGGGGUUAUAAUUCAACAAGUGAAUGAUGAAACAAAUCUUGAACCUUCAACUUCAGAUGAAAACAAUCCAAGUAUUUCAGACAGUUUAAUAGAUCAGGAAACUUCUGUGAAUGUCAUUGAAGGUGAUAGUGAUACUGAAAAGGUUGAGACUUCAAAUGAAUUAUGUUGUCUUAACACAUCACUCUCCGAAUCUGUUCAGUUCUCCAGUGUCAAAGGUGACAAUAAUCACGACAUGGGAUUACCAACUCUUAACAUCAUGGAAAGGAGUGUGGAGGACUCCCCUUUGGAUAUUUGA